This is a messenger RNA of Drosophila kikkawai, 3481 nucleotides long. RefSeq names its product Leucyl-tRNA synthetase, mitochondrial (gene LeuRS-m). NCBI's taxonomy places the organism in Eukaryota, Metazoa, Arthropoda, Insecta, Diptera, Drosophilidae. The record is from RefSeq and is a predicted model, not a curated record. Gene Ontology annotation, biological process: mitochondrial translation; leucyl-tRNA aminoacylation. Gene Ontology annotation, cellular component: mitochondrion. Gene Ontology annotation, molecular function: leucine-tRNA ligase activity; ATP binding.
UGGCAGCUCUAUCCCAGAAAACAGCUGUUCGACUGUUGGAUUUUAUGAAUUUGUUAUUUAAUAGCCGUGAAUGGAAAUGUGCAAUUUAAUCAAUUAAAAGCUUCAGAAUGCAGACUCUAAAAUGCACUCGGCCCUGGAGGGGGCUGUUUUUGAGCAGUUGGCGCCGCCUGCUCACCCAAAGCUGCACUGGAAAUGAGAAUUUAGAACUUACAAACGAUGUAAAACACCGGAUUGAAGGCCACUGGCGGGAUAAGCUCAGCGGUGGCCAGUUCAACCCCAAGGAGGUCCAGGACAAGUACUACGUGCUAUCUAUGUUCCCGUAUCCCUCGGGUAAUCUCCACAUGGGCCAUGUACGCGUCUACACAAUCGCCGACUCGGUGGCCAGAUUUCAGCGCAUGUGCGGCAAGAACGUGUUCCAGCCUAUGGGCUGGGAUUCCUUCGGUCUGCCUGCCGAGAAUGCUGCCAAUCAGCGCGGUGUGGAACCAGCUUCUUGGACGGAACAGAACAUUGCCCAGAUGAAGGAUCAGCUUAAACGGCUGGGCUGCUCCUUUGACUGGAACCACGAGCUGUCCACCUGCAGUCCGCAGUACUACAAGUGGACGCAACACCUGUUCCUCAUGCUGCACCGCCACGGAUUGGCUUACCAGAACGAGGCGCUCGUUAACUGGGAUCCCGUGGACAAGACUGUGCUCGCCGAUGAGCAGGUGGACGCCAAUGGAUGCUCUUGGCGCUCGGGCGCCAAGGUGGAGAAGAAGUUGCUCCGCCAGUGGUUCAUUCGGACGAGUGCCUACGCCAAGCAGCUGCUGGAUGGCCUGGAAGAUCCCACACUGCGCGACUGGCGGGACAUAAUCAACCUGCAGCGGCACUGGAUUGGGGAUUGCGACGGCCACGCCUUCACCUUGCUCACCUCCGCCUCCGGACUGCUGCGAGUGUGGACCGCCCACCCGGAGCACCUGAAGGAUCCCAAUGCCUUCCUCGUGCUCCGCAGCAAGCACCAUCUGUCGCAGCUGAAGGACGCGAGCAGCCUCAGUGUGGAGAACCCUUUUGCGGGCACCACAAUGCCCGUUGUCUUUGGCGACGAAGUAAACUUUCCAGCGAAGUGUGAUGUCUACCUGGCGGCGCCCAGUUUCAGCGACGAGGACAAGGAGCUGUGGGAGUCGUACGGACUGGCAUUCAGUUGCAACGGCGGCCAGGAGGCCACCCUUAAUCCGGGCAACUGGGAGCUGCUGAGAAAGGAGGUGCUCCAGACCGCCACUCGGCUCAAUGUGGGUGGCUAUCGGGUGUCCUCAAAACUGCAGGAUUGGCUAAUCUCGCGACAACGCUACUGGGGCACUCCUAUUCCCAUUAUCCACUGCAGCAAGUGCGGAGCAGUGCCGGUGCCGGAGCAGCAGCUGCCGGUAACACUCCCGCCUAAGGACUCACCAAAGGAAGCUUUUCUCUGCGAGUGCCCCAAGUGUGGCGAACAAGGGGCGAGGCGAGAAACCGACACCAUGGACACGUUCGUGGACAGCUCCUGGUACUACCUGCGCUACUUGGACGCCCAGAACUCUGAGCACAUCUUUGAUGCCCAGCUGGCCAACAGGUUUAUGCCCGUGGACCUGUACAUCGGGGGCAAGGAGCACGCCGUGUUGCAUUUGUAUUAUGCCCGCUUCAUGAACCACUUCCUGCACAACUGCGGCCUGUCGCCCACCAGCGAACCCUUCUCGCGCCUGCUGGUCCAGGGCAUGGUGAUGGGUCGCUCCUUCCGGGUGAAAGGCAGCGGGCGCUAUGUACCCGAAUCGGAGGUGGAGAUAGUGAAUGCCAAGAAGAACCAGGCUGUGCUGAAGGAGAACAAGGAGCCCGUGGUCAUGGGCUGGGAGAAGAUGUCCAAGUCGAAGCUGAACGGAGUGGAGCCCAGUGACAUGUUCAACGAAUACGGCACGGACACCACCCGGCUGAUCAUCCUGGCCGACGUGGCGCCCACCUCUCACCGCAAUUGGUCCAGUGCCACAUUUCCUGGCAUUCUGAACUGGCAGAAGCGCCUCUGGCUGACCCUGCAGGACUUCCAGGCGGCACGAGAGGAUACCUCCGCCCCGCAGGUUGAUGUGAACAGCGAGGAUUUCCUAGCCGACGAUGCCAAGCUCUUUGAUGCCCGCAACUUUUACGUGAAGGGAGCCACCUUCAACUACCGCCACGCCCAUCAGCUAAGCGUGGCUAUAUCCAAGAUGCAGGGUCUGACCAACUCCCUGAGGCGCACACCAAAGCACGUUUUGCGGCAUGGCAAGCAAUUUGAGCGAGCCUUCGCCGCACAAAUCAUAAUGCUAGCACCCAUGGCUCCCCAUUUCGCCUCAGAGCUGUGGUCCAAGUUUGUGGCCAUACCGGGCCGACUGAAUCCCGCCAGCGAUGAGUUGCAGUGGAGCGAGGAUGUGCUGGCCCAGCGGUGGCCGGACAUCGAUGCCGCCUACAACUUGGAUCUGAGCAUCAAGGUGAAUGGGUUUGAGAACUGUGUGAUCAAAGUGCAGCGCACGCUGCUCGACAAGGUGACGCAUAGCGAUGCCUUGGACAUUGCCUUCAAUACGGAAUCGGUGACAUCCUACCUCAUCGACAAGAAAAUAAGGACCACAAACUUUGUGCUCUAUCCGGGCAUCGAGGCAAUCCUGAAUAUCUACGUGGACAAGGCGCAAAAAACUCAGAAGCCGGCCACCACCAGCGACGAUGCGGAGGCACUGCCUCGGGCGUAGAAUUAAGUAAGUUGGGGGGUGGAUUUUUUGGUUUUUUGGAAUCUUCAGAUUACACAGGUCGACAGUUUGAGUUCAGAAAUGUAUAUUUCGGUUCUUGUUUAUGCGAUUUUUUUCAAAUUUUGUCGGCUUGUAUUAGCUGUGAACUUCAAGCUGGGCUUAGCCUGAGAAACUUGAUCUGACCAAAAACUGUAGGAAAUUAAUGCUUUUAAUACUUGAAAGAGUUACUGAGUUAGGUCAAAGAUUUGGAAUUCCCUGCUUUACAUAAUGAUAAUUUUAAACUUUUUUAUGAAAAAAUAAUUCCUGAACUCACCAAAAACUAAAAGAAAUUAGCCUAAGGUUUAAUGCUUGAAACAGUUAUUGAGUAGGGUUCAAGACUUGGAUUUAUUCUUUGCUUUAAAACUUAAUUAUUCUUUUGGAAAGCUAAAAAACCAAAAUUUUCUACAGUUUCCUAUUGUGGAUUGUGGCGGAGGAAGAUAGAAAUCGAAGGAGGAUUCAGGAGGAUUCUUUUCUUUAAAUAAUAACUAGUUUAACAUUUUUGUAUGCAAAAAUAAUUCCUUUCUCCUCUUGGAAUGCUAAACAUCCAACAUUUUAUGCAGUUUCCCAAGCAAGAACAGCUUGAAAUUCUGAUAAUUUGCUUUCAAAUCCAGCUUUGUUUCUAGCUAUUAAGCGGAGAAAUAGAUUAGAAGGACUCUGAAUAGUGGGUUAAAACCCUUCCAAAUGCAUUUCUGGUGUGGGCCACUCUAGUUUGGUACUCACUUUAA